UUUUUAACUGUGAUUGGUCCUAGUUUUAUACUGCCUCGUUCAGGUGGGAUCAACGCAGCCCACGACAUAGCCUUCAAUCCUUACGCCGCACCAUUCAUUCCCAGUACUGCUCCUCCAGAAUUCAUCGACAGUACGACUCAGGAACCUUUCGAGAACACCAGGGGACAGACCUAUCGCGAAAAUAUGAGUUUCGCUUUCGACCAACGUGGAAGCCGACCUUUCCGGCCAAUGCGAGAGUAUAAUCGUAGUCGGAUACCGAAUGCAGGAGUCGUUCCUAAUACAGCUCAAGGAUAUCAAGCUCCAAACCGAAAUGUUUCCAAUAAAAACCGAGGCGGUCAGGUACAAGGUCGUCGAAGAACUGUGCGCAGGAUGGAUUCGGAUGAUCAAAGCUACCAGGACAAGCCAAUGAGAGGUGAAAUACAAUAUUUACUUCUUCAUUCAGACUUUGAUGAUCAACGGGGUAUUUGGUCCUGCAAAACAUGUUAUCAUAUGUUCCACAUUUCCAAUGGUUGCAUCAUCAAUUGGGCAAAGAAAAGCCGAGAGGACGACAACAAAUGGAGAUGUCCUACCUGUCAAACAAAAUAUGGAACAAUCCCGUACAACUACUUCUGCUUUUGUGGUAAGCAGCGUAACCCCAAUCCUCCAAUAGGAGAAGUGCCUCAUUCUUGUGGCAACAUUUGUGGUGGUCAGCGGGCCCCAGGUUGCCCACAUCGUUGUAAUGAACCUUGUCAUCCGGGACCAUGCCCAGAGUGUCCAGUAAUGCUUACAAAACGAUGUAACUGUGGUAAUGUGCAGAAAGCCAUUCGUUGUGGUUCGGCUGUUGAAGUAAAGUGCGACAAGGUGUGUGACCGACUACUUGCCUGUGGAAAGCAUCGUUGCGAACAAGUUUGCCACGAAGGGAAUUGCGGCCGUUGUGAAUUGAAAAUAAUUCAAAAGCAAAUUCUUAUUUCAACCCUUUCAGCUUGUUUCUGUGGAUCAUCUUCACGCGAAGUGCUUUGCUAUGAAAAAGGCGAUUCCGACAGUUACUCUUGUGGAGCGCCGUGCUCUGGAAUGUACACGUGUGGCGUUCAUCAGUGUACGAGAAGUUGCCAUUUGAUGGGCGAUUCUGGAUGUGGGCCAUGCCCGUCGGCACCUGAGCGUAUUACGCAUUGUCCUUGUGGACGCUGUACGCUAGAAGAGUUAGGUAUCGAGCGGAAAUCGUGCCAUGAUCCAAUACCGACAUGCAAAAAUGUCUGUGCAAAAGUGUUGAAAUGUGGUGCUGCCGAUAAGAAACAUCGUUGUCGAGCGUUAUGCCACCAAGGAGAAUGUCCACCUUGUGAUUUGAACACAAGUGUUGUUUGUCGCUGCAAGCAGGUGAAGCGAACAUUACCCUGUGUGGAGUACGUGCAUUUCGCAGGUGAAUUCUUGUGCGAAAAGCGGUGUAAGAAAAGGAAAUCAUGUGGAAUUCACAAAUGUCAAGAAUUAUGCUGUGUGCAGAAAGAGCACCUGUGCUUACAGAUUUGUAAUAAGCGUCUCUCUUGCGGCCUACAUUUUUGUGAGAGUAUUUGCCAUGCUGGUCAAUGCCCGAGGUGUCUGAACUCGAGCUUCGAAGAGCAAUACUGCCAUUGCGGGCGUACAAUGCGUCCACCACCUGUGCCUUGUGGCGCGCCUCUGCCGGAAUGUGAUGAGCCAUGCGCUCGACCACACGCUUGCAAUCACCCUGUCACACAUCAUUGCCACGGCGACGAGCGUUGCCCACCUUGUACAGCUCUAGUCGAGAGGAUGUGCUAUGGGAAGCACGAGCUACGUAAAAACAUCCCUUGCCACAUCGAGGCUGUUUCAUGUGGUAGGCUGUGUGACAAACCACUGGGUUGCGGAGUACAUAAUUGCAAUAGAAAUUGCCACGCCGGGGAUUGCAUGAGGGAGGGUGAAAAGUGCACACGACCUUGUAUGAUUUUACGUCGGCCAUGUGAGCAUCCAUGCUCUUUGCCUUGUCAUGGGCUGGAUCCGUGCCCGGAGUCGGAAUGUCGUCAUCCAGUCAACGUAACAUGUGAGUGUGGGAAGCGGAGAAGCACACUGAAGUGUGUUGAGGUAAGAUUUGCUAAGAGGAAGGAAAGCGAAGGCGAUCCAAGUAAUGAAUCGGCUGGUGUAGGAUCUUUGAAAAGAUCAGCCAGUAUGGAAAAACUGAACUGUUUGCCUUGUGAUGAUGAGUGCAAGAAAUCAGCUCGCAAUAAGAAACUGGCUGAAGCUUUGAAGUUGGUAACUGAUGAGAACGGUAUGCUGGAAAGGGAACCCACUAUUACUUUCACGGAGUACAUGAAGGUUGAAUUGCGUACUAACGCUGCAUUCGUCACCGAGUCAUCUGCUCAAUUGUUUUCUUGUUUUCAGCCAACUUUCCUUGGUUCGUCACUGAACCAUAACUUCCGUCCGAUGUCUGUGGACAAGCGCCGCUUUAUACACGAAUAUGCAGUCUUCUUUUCGAUUGAGACCGCUGGAGUUGAUGAUCCACCGAAGCGAAGUGUUAUAGCAACUGCGAAGAGCAGUUUCAACGAUGAUCCUAAACGGAAAAGUGAGCAAGCGGCGGAAGAAGCGUCCACGACGUCGUCCAUGAAAGCUCUUCGUGGUGGUCGUCUUUUCAAAAAACGUGUGGCUCCUGAAUUAGCUCGUCCAGCGCCUCUCCCGCAGUUCAAUCAUUUCGCUGUCUUGAGAAGUGACGACGAAGAUACAGAGCCGCAAGCUCCAUCGAGAAAAGCGGAUAAUGUAAAGAAUCCGGACUGGUGGAGCGAUGAGGAGGAGGAGGAGGAAAUCGACUCGUCCGAUGGGGCGGAUCAGGAAAUCAUUGCUCUAAUGAAGGAUAUUGUUCUUCAAGUAUGCGAGACAGAACGUCGUGAUGAACAGCAGGAACACGAUUUGCUAUCGGCGGGAUGUAAGGACUCGUGGAGUGAUGAGGAGUGA
This is a messenger RNA of Haemonchus placei, 2934 nucleotides long. NCBI's taxonomy places the organism in Eukaryota, Metazoa, Nematoda, Chromadorea, Rhabditida, Trichostrongylidae. The record is from the annotation of a GenBank genome assembly.